Molecule: messenger RNA, 11146 nt
Organism: Xyrichtys novacula (pearly razorfish)
Lineage: Eukaryota; Metazoa; Chordata; Actinopteri; Labriformes; Labridae
Source: the annotation of a GenBank genome assembly
UGUGAUGUGGCUCAGAAAGUAAUCUUCCACGUCACUAGGAAGCGGUGGGAGCCGAGGAGACAGCUCACCAGACCGAGCUACAGCUGCGGCCUUUACAGAUGUAAAUAUCUAAAACAGGAUUUCCAAGGAUACCACAAAGGAUAGCAGUGGUGCAGUUAAGUAGGUUAUUUUGGUUAUUUUAAAUCAAAAUGAAGUGUUUUUUUUCCUGUAGUGACCGUACAGCUAACUAACUAACUGAGGAUACUGUCCUCCAUUUCACUGCUAGCCUGGACAGAGACUGCGCUGACAUUAUUAACAUUCACUCAAUAGCAACUCAAAGAUGAUUUUAAAUGAGUCUGACCAGUUGAAUCUUUGACAGACUGAUACAUGUUCGCGUUUUAUGAAGGUUUAGUUGAACAGCUGUUCGUGCUAACUCAGGUAUUAGCAUGGAAGCUAAAUCAGAAGCUAGCCGCAGUAAUGAAUGUAAAGAGUAUUAGUGCUGCGUGUCACACUCAUCACUCUGCUUUAUUUACAUAGGGCAUUAUAACUUGUGCUACUUUUGCUGACCCGUUCACAGUUUUAUCCUUUGAUUUUGUAUAUAACCAAAUUAUACAUUUAUAGUAAAAUGUUAGAUGAAGUCUUUAUGUUUCAUUAUAUCACUCAGUAAUAAUAAUAAUAAAAGCGUUUAUUUAUAUAGCACCUUAUAACAUCCGGAAAGAUGAACAAAGUGCUUUACACAGGCAAAUACAGAAAAAAAAGAAUACAUGGCAGGUCACAAAUGUCACAGGAUAUCAUAACAAUGAAAGGUUAGAAAACACAGAAACAAUCAAAUAGAAAAUGGCAAAUGACACUAGAUAUUAAAAGCCUGUUUAAAUAGGUGAGUUUUAAGAUGUGUUUUAAAAAGUGCCAGGUCAUUAGUAAUAAGUCGUUCAGGGAGUAAAGAGUUCCAAAAUAGUAGUACUACUUACUACUAGUAGUAGUAAGUAGUAAAUAGCAGUAGUAAAUCAGUUCUUGAAAUAAAAAAAUAUAAAUAUAAAGACAUUGUUUUCUUGAUCUAUAAAAAGCCUUUAAGUUUUCUUGCAAACUCUCUCAAUAUAGUUGUACAAAUUGCAUGAAUACAGUGGUAAGAUGUUGGUGAUGAAAUUGUUUUUGAUUAUUGUAAAAAUAGGUGAUUGCAUGCAUAUUUUACAGUUAUUAAAACUAUUCCCACCUUAAAACAACGGGCAAUACUGUUACCUCCAUAUGAUAAAACCUAUGUACUAAAGAAAGUACAUAUUUGCUCCUUCAAAAAAUGACCUUAUUCUUAAAAUACUUAAUAUAAAACACCGUAUAGAACUAUAUUGUAAGCCCUGGUUAGAAUUGUGUUUUUGUAGUCACACUAGGGCUGGGCGAUACUGGAAAAAAGUUUUAUCACGAUGUAUUUUUUUUUUUCAUAUUAGUCGAUAUCGAUAUAUAUCACGAUAUAAAAAAAUCACUCAUCAAUCUUAAAUGUUCCCUGUUACUCUUAAAUUUAACAGUGCUUAUUGGUAGUAUGUCUUUAGUAAUAUAAUGAGCUUCUGCAUUUAUGAGGUCUUUGUGUCAUUUAUUCAUUCAUUAAUGCUCAUUGGCUGUUCGUAUCGUUUACCAAAACAUGGCAGGAUGCCGACUAUCGAAAAGCAUAUUGACCGUGUUUUAUAUCGUUUUAUCGCCCAGCCCUAUGUCACACUGUAACUUUCUGCAUUCAGUACAAAAAUUUGAUGAUGUGGAUUACAAGAAUUAUGAUUCUUGAUUUAAUUAAGACAGAAUAAAAUAAUAAGAGCUGAAAUAUCACAUUUUGUUUUUAUUGUGACAAGGGGAGAGCUAAUCUCUGUGUUUUUCUGAGUGAGCGUAACCAAGUUCCAGAUUUCUGUACUUACCCAUGAACCAAAUGCCGACCUAGUCACAAGUCAUUAUGUCAAAAAAAGAGGAAAUACUUAGGAUCAUCAGUUUUGCUGGAUUCUGCAGUGCUUUAUCCUUUUAUGCUUGACAGUUCAUGUUUUGUUUAUCUCUGCAGUUUCACAUGAGGGAAUUCAUCUUCUGAAUCUGUUUUGUUUCUGUCUUCCACAGAUAUUAUCUAUUGAGCGACCUUCAGAGAGAUUCUUUUGAGUGGGGACCAGAACAGCAGCACAAUGACAGCUGCAGAGAACGUUUGUUACACUCUGAUCAAUGUUACAUCUGAUUCAGAGCCCCCGUCUGAAGUCAGCUUGAAAACUGAUCUCGGUAAGUACUCUCAGUGUUAAUUUGAAAAGCCAUACGACUAAAAAAAAGGUUCCCUCACUUACUUCAAUAGACCAAAGGCAAGUUGUCUGUGUCUAAAACCUUUUUCUUCAACUGUAUACAAAAGUGGUGAGUGUCUUUUGAGUCAUGGUAUUCACUGAAAACACCAAGUAGAAUAAAAAAAAAUAAUCUGUACUCCAACAAUUCUUUCAUGUAGCUGUGUAAAGCAGGUGAGUGUAUGAUUUUAUAGAAAUAACAAAGCAAACACUUACGUUUUUCAUUUUUACAGAAAAGGGGGAGAUCAAGGCAAAGACUGAAGCACUUAAGAAGGUCAUUAUCAUGAUCCUGAAUGGGGAGAAGUUGCCAGGACUGCUGAUGACAAUAAUCCGCUUUGUGCUGCCACUUCAAGACCACACCAUCAAAAAGCUGCUGCUGGUCUUCUGGGAGAUAGUUCCCAAAACAACCCCAGAUGGGAAGCUGCUUCAGGAGAUGAUCCUGGUCUGUGAUGCUUACAGGAAGGUAAGAUAGCUAAGAUAUCUCAUUUUUAGGCACAGCUAUGAACAAUUCACUUAUGUGUAUUCUUAGAAAAGAUGUGCCCUUUUGUUGUUAUAAAUUUAAUAUAAUAUUUAAUAAUACAGAAAAAGAUGCUUAUAUUAUGAAAAUGAAGAAAGAAAAAAGACGUAUAAGAAAGUAAUGUUCAUGCAUUUUAAGACCACACCUAAUACUAGGUUCAUUACCUGAGUGAAUACCACUCCUUUUCUCUUAAUAUGGCUGAAUUUCAAGAUUCAAGCUUUUUAUUGUCAAUUUCUGCCCUAUAUGAGUACAUGUGUAGAGGAGUUAAUAUUCCUUAUACACAAGAAUAGAAAAAGACAUUUCUCACUACUCAACAAUGCAGAAAAACAGAGAAUAAUUAAAAGAAAUACAACAAGUACAAUAUAGAAAAGUAUAAUACAGUAGGAGAGUAGUAUCUACCCUCUGUAUAUAUACACUCUUAUACAAGUGCAAACCUAAUGACCAGAAAAAUAGUUUCUGCUGUACAUAUUUACACAUGACCUAAAGUGCAGGUGGUGGUUGCAACCUGCAGUAUUUCUUUGAUGUAAAGAGUGUGUAAACAGGAAGCAUUCAUGUAAACAGUGGAGUUGUAAUGCAAAAAAAAAAAGAUUAUGAAUCAGAGUUCUUUUUAUUUUGAACCUCCAGGACCUGCAGCAUCCCAAUGAGUUCAUCCGCGGCUCCACUCUGCGCUUCCUUUGCAAGCUGAAGGAGUCCGAGUUGCUCGAGCCUCUCAUGCCGGCGAUCCGUGCCUGCCUGGAGCAUCGUCACAGUUACGUCCGCCGCAACGCUGUCCUUGCCAUUUACACCAUCUACAGGUAUAAGCUGUGUUAUAUUUCAUGUUCAGUCACCUUAUCACAAAUGCACGUUUUUGUUUUCCAUCUGUUAGUCAAGAACAAGCAGCUCAUGUUUUUUUAAUCUGUUUUAGGAACUUCGAACAUCUCAUCCCAGACGCUCCAGAGUUGAUUCAUGAUUUCCUUGUCAAUGAGAAAGAUGCCAGCUGUAAAAGAAAUGCCUUCAUGAUGCUGAUUCAUGCUGAUCAGGUACGUUGAAAACCACCUUUUGAUUACCUUUUAUUCAAAUCGUUACUGUUAUUUGCCACUUACAUUUGCAGAUAUGACUCUUAAUGGCCUAUGUUCAUAAUUUGAUUUGCUUCUUCACAGGACCGAGCUCUGGACUACCUGAGCACAUGCAUAGACCAGGUUCACACUUUUGGAGACAUUCUCCAGCUGGUCAUCGUGGAGCUGAUUUACAAGGCAAGUUAAUGUCUUUGCUGUUGUACCACUCAGCCCAAAGGAGACCCAAACUCACAAAAGAGACUUGGUAAUGGCUGACCUGUUGCUGUUUUAAUUCUCUUUCAGGUCUGCCAUGCCAACCCAUCGGAGCGUGCCCGGUUUAUCCGUUGCAUCUACAACCUGCUGCAGUCCUCAAGUCCAGCUGUUAAGUACGAGGCUGCUGGUACUCUCGUAACCCUCUCCAGCGCCCCGACAGCCAUUAAGGUAAACCACUAAGGUCUUUGCACAAUUGAUAACAUGCACACAUUACUGGUUUUAUUGUGGCAGCAGUCUUUGGUCUGCUUCAGCCUCUUAACCACCUGUGUGCUUUAUUUUGGCUCCAGGCUGCUGCCCAGUGCUACAUCGACUUGAUUAUUAAGGAGAGUGACAACAAUGUGAAGCUGAUUGUUCUGGAUCGUCUCAUUGAACUGAAAGAGCACCCAACCCAUGAGCGUGUGCUUCAGGUAAAUCAAGUUGUGAUGCAUUCUGUUGAUGCUGUGAACAAUAACAAAUUUAAUCUAUAACGAUAUCUUCUCUGUUUUUAUUUCAAUGCAAAAUGCUCAAGGCCAAGUAGGACUAUUUUUACCUUUAUUAGGAUAAUCAUGAUGUUUAUGUUCCUUUUUUUUGGUAAUUACCGUGAAAAGAAAGAAGAUAUAGGAUUUUCAGUUCUCUAGUUGUUCAGUUAUGUACGUAAAAGGGUUACAGAUCUGAAUAUGACUCAUGUAGGUCUCGUGGGAGACUGUGUCUGUUUGCUGCAUCCAGAAUUCAUCAUUUCUAUUUUCAAUGUUUCCUCACCCAGGACCUUGUGAUGGACAUCCUGCGUGUCCUCACCACUCCUGACCUGGAAGUCAGAAAGAAGACCCUGCAGCUGGCUCUCGACCUUGUUUCUUCUCGUAACGUAGAAGAGGUCUGUGUCACGUGUAGCACAUCUGUGUUAUGUUCAUGCAACAACAUUAAAAAAAAGACAUACACUUCAAUUACUCAAGUAUCUUUUUGCUUUUUCAGUUGGUGAUCGUUUUGAAGAAAGAGGUGAUCAAGACAAACAACGUCACAGAGCAUGAAGACACUGAUAAGUACAGACAGCUGUUGGUGCGCACUCUCCACUCUUGCAGUGUGCGCUUCCCUGACAUGGCGGCCAAUGUCAUACCUGUGGUGAGUUUCAUGUUUUUCAAGCAUACUGGGACUAAUGUGCUCCUGGAAUUCAUAUCUCCAUUAAAGAAACCCUUGUUAAAGUUUCUAAAAACACAGAAAAUAAGAGCAUUUUAAGACUUAAUCGUGUGCUGAUACGAUUUACAGCUGAUGGAAUUCCUAAGUGACACUAAUGAGGCAGCAGCUGCUGACGUGCUGGAGUUUGUUCGGGAGGCGAUACAGAGAUUUGACAAUUUAAGACCACUUGUUAUCGAGAAGAUGCUGGAAGUCUUUCACGCCAUCAAAACCGUCAAGUAAGUAUUUUUAUGCAAAUUAAGGGAAAAGUAAUACAGUGUCACUUCCUGUGUUAAUAGCAUGUAAAAUUUGCCUUGUCAUCAAGUUUGUCACCAUUUGUCUUAUUUCAGGAUCUACAGGGGAGCGUUGUGGAUCUUGGGUGAAUAUUGCAGCACCAAGGAAGACAUCCAAAGUGUGAUGACAGAAGUGCGCAGGUCCUUGGGAGAGGUAUAUUUCUCCUUUGUUGUCAGAAAUAUGUGUGAUGCAUGUUUGGAGGAUGUUUGUCACAAAUAUUUGACACCUUCCUGUUGCUUGACCAGAUCCCGAUUGUAGAUAAUGAGAUAAAGAAAGAGACAGGAGAGGUGAAACCAGAGGACGAAGUGAGUGCAGCUCCCGCCCAGAAGCUGGUGACAGAGAUGGGGACCUAUGUAACGCAGAGUGCCCUCAGCUCCUCCAGGCCCUCCAAGAAGGAGGAAGACAGGUAGAAACAGUGUGUGGGGAUGUGAUUGGCUGAUAUCAAAAUUCCUCUGAUUGUAUACAUUCUUGACUGCUCAGCACUUCAUUCUCUCGUACUAAAGUCUGGUUUUGUUGCUGCAGACCUCCACUCAGAAGCUUCCUGAUGGAUGGAGACUUCUAUGUGGCAGCUUCUCUGGCCACUACGCUCACCAAAGUGGCUUUGCGCUAUGUUGCUAUCGUUCAGGAUAAGAAGAAACAAAAUGUAAGUUAGUGCAAGACAACAGCUUUGUAGAAAAACACAAAUGAAAAAAACCUUUUCAUCAAAUCCCUGCUGUUUCUCUCUCUCAGUCUUUUGUCGCAGAAUCCAUGCUGAUCAUGGUCACUGUGCUGCACCUGGGCAAGUCCUCUCUACCCAAGAAGCCAAUUACAGAUGAUGAUGUGGACCGCAUCUCGCUGUGCCUCAAGGUGCUGUCAGAGUGCUCUCCGCUUAUGAAUGACAUUUUCAACAAGGAGUGUCGCAAAUCCCUGUCACAUAUGCUGACCGUCAGACUGGAGGAGGAGAAGCUGUCACAGAAGGUAAUGACUGAUGCCCCAGAGGGAUGAACUCGUAUUUAACCUGCUGACAGUCAGGACCAGCUGAGACGUCAGCUCAGUGAAUAAAUAAUCGGUGUAGAUUACAUGAUUUUCAGACUGCUUUUUGUAUCACACCUAUGCUUGUAAAACUUAUUUUGAUGCUUCAGAAACUAAAAGUGUUUCUUUAUAAGACUGUAGCACCCUACUUUGCUAAAUCAUUUAAUGAAAAUGAGACCAGCAGUUACUUGAUGUCAUAAAACUAUGUGUUGCCGAUUGGUGUUUACAUAUUUGCUUACUCUAUUUCAGGUAUAUUUGGUGUGUUGAUUUUUUUCAUGGCUGGGAUUAACUUUAAAUAAUAAUAUAAUAAUAAUGAUAACAGCAACAAUAAUAACAACAACAACAAUAAUAAUAAUAAUAAGCAAAAUAAUAAUAAGCAAAAUAACAAUAAUACUAACAACAGUAAUAAUAACAGCAAUGAUACUAACAACGAUAAUAACAACAAUAAUACUACUAACAAUGAUAAUAAUAGCAAGGUUAAUAAUAAUAACAACAAUAAUACUAACAACGAUAAUAAUAACAAUAAUACUAACAAUGAUAAUAGCAAGGUUAAUAAUAAUAACACCAAUAGUACUAACAACGAUAAUAGAAACAACAAUAAUACUAACAACAUCAAUAACAACAAUAAUACUAACAACGAUAAUAAUAACAAUGAUAAUAAUAGCAAGGUUAAUAAUAAUAACAACAAUAAUACUAACAGCGAUGAUAAUAACAACUAUAAUAAUAACAAGGUUAAUAAUAAUAAUGAUAAUAAAAACAAUAACUGUGUUCCUUAUUCUGACUACAGAAAGAGUCUGAGAAACGCAACGUCACAGUGCAGGCAGACGACCCCAUCUCCUUCAUGCAGCUGACAGCCAAAAAUGAAAUGACAUCUAAAGAGGACCAGUUCCAGCUCAGUCUGCUGGCUGCUAUGGGCAACACUCAGAGGAAGGAGGCUGCUGAUCCCCUGGCUUCAAAACUGAACAAGGUACUCAGCUGCUGCUGCCGCACAGAACACAUUGUACAGAAAAACUGGAAACUAACUGAAAAAAAACACUCCCGUGGGCGGCUCUACUUUGGGCCAAAAUUAAUGCCUGUUUUUGAAGAUAAAAUUGUCAUUUAUUUGAAAACUUGCCCAUUUAUUAAUCUUAGGGUGUGGACAUGAGAGUAAUAUUUGCCCAAGGAUAAUGCUGUUUCUUUUUGAAUAGUGCAAAACAGGGGCAGUCGUAUUUGUUUUCAUUUUUGUUGUUUAUUUUUUGAUAUUCCACUUGUCAGCUAUAGAAUUCAAUUUUUGUGUUUUAUUGAAGAUUAUUUUCUAUUCAGCUAUUAGUGGAUAAAAGUUCAUCACAAGGCCAGAAAGCACAAAUCGUCUUUCUUUUUUAUCCAUCUGCACAGUAUCCUUAUUGCAAACAAGCACCGCUGUUACAGCCAUGUAAGAAAGUGACUGUCAGAAAGAAACUUUCAGUUACUCUGUGAAAAUAUGUGUAGGUUUUAGAAUUAUUGACUAAAUAUCAUUUACUUUGUCCGAUCCAGGUGACCCAGCUGACGGGCUUCUCAGAUCCAGUUUAUGCGGAAGCCUAUGUUCACGUCAACCAGUAUGACAUUGUGCUGGAUGUGCUGGUGGUUAACCAAACAAGUGACACUCUUCAGAACUGCACUCUGGAGCUGGCUACUUUAGGUGAGUCUGGUUUGUUUUACGCCAAACUGGAAUAAUGCCUAUCUAUAAAUAUGCUGGUAAAGCCAACCACAUUUAUUGUAUUGUAUUACUGGACUCUCAAAUUCUUGAAAUGUAUCCCUCUGAUAGGUGAUCUCAAGUUGGUCGAGAAGCCUUCACCCCUCACUCUGGCUCCCCAUGAUUUUGCAAACAUUAAGGCUAAUGUCAAGGUGGCUUCGACUGAGAACGGCAUCAUAUUUGGCAACAUUGGUAAGAAGCUCCUUUUUUUUUUAGUUUACCAUUUGAAGUACACAUAUGUUGCUUUUGUAGUUUGUGUUCUAGCUUGUUGAAAUGUGCGACUCUGUCUUCUCAGUCUACGAUGUGUCGGGGGCUGCUAGCGACAGGAACUGUGUCGUCCUGAGUGACAUCCACAUCGACAUCAUGGACUACAUCCAGCCAGCCUCCUGCACUGAUGCAGAAUUCAGGCAGAUGUGGGCAGAGUUUGAGUGGGAAAACAAGGUGAGCUUCUCUACUCUGUGUUUCAAAACCCAUCAGUACAAGUGUUCCAAGUAUCAGUGCUCAGCAUCACUAGUCAGGCAUCCAUUCAAGGUCUUUUGUUCUUACCUCAAUUCACCUUCCUUUUUUAAAGACAUCAUGUGUGUAAUCUCUCUCUCCUGUAGGUGACAGUCAACACCAACAUCACUGAUCUGAAUGAUUAUCUUCAGCAUAUCCUCAAGUCAACCAACAUGAAGUGUCUGACUCCUGAGAAGGUUGGUGUUUGAAAUUAAAUACAACCAAAUAAAAGCAGUAGGAAGUUUGUUUAAUGGUAAAAAAAAACACUUGGUUAAGACAAAUGUUUGAUACUUAAAUGCUGUUUAUGUUUGGAAAGAGUGAGUUAGGUUUAAGUGUAGCUUAAAUAUAACUGCUAUUUUAUUGUUGUAUUUAUGUAACUUGGCCUAAGUCUUCACCUCAACAAUACUUUGUUUUUGUUAUGUAAUAAUCUCAACUCUCUCCUUCCUGUUCACCAGGCUCUCUCUGGCUUCUGCGGCUUCAUGGCUGCCAACCUUUAUGCUCGUUCUAUCUUUGGAGAAGACGCGCUGGCUAAUGUCAGCAUCGAGAAGCCCAUCCACCUGGGGCCGGACGCACCUGUCAACGGACACAUACGCAUCAGAGCCAAAAGUCAGGUGGGUCACAGCUGCUGCCCAGUGGAGCCUAAAGCACCUGAGGAGUGGAGGAUUUACUUUCUAAAGCAAUGCCACAAAAUCAUGCUUGGAAACAGUGAAAGAUAGUCUAUGAAUUAUUGAGUUAAUGCUACAUUCUGGUAUCUUUUCAGUAUAAAUGUCUGUUGUUAUACGUCUUUCCUCUUUCAUUUCACAGGGGAUGGCCCUGAGCCUCGGUGACAAAAUCAACCUCUCCCAAAAGAAGACAAAUGUCUGAAUCACCUGAUCCCUCUGACUUUGUAAAAUCGCCCGCUGUUUCUCCUAUCGCUCAUCAUCUUACAGCUUCUUCAACACAGCGAAUAAAGAACUCUUUAUGUUGAGUUGCUUCUGUGCUUCUCUUUUGUUUGUUUUUUUACGACACAUCUGUCUAAAAACUACAUCAUCUCGAUAAUGUUUUUUUUUCCUGUCCUGUUUAAUUUUCAAUAAACGUAUUAAAAGAAUGAGAAAACUUUGUUACAUGCAUUGUUCAUUAAAUCAUAUUUAAAUAAAUUCUGGACACGUCAUAGUCAUGUUUGUCCAAGUUUGAUCUCUGAAAUUACUGUGGGUGACUGUCAGUGCUUCAGCUUGAUUUGACACUGUAUGACAGAGAAAGAAAGCAGGAAUAAAAGAGUCCUGUGUAUCUUACAAAUGUUAAAAUGUUAAUCUACUAUUCAAAGGGUGACCUAAAUGGUUGAAAUGUGGUUAAAUAAUCUGUAAUACUGUAAAAAAUCUACAGUGUGAGAGUCUUUCCCCAGAUCGCUGUCUGAACUCAUGAUCCCAGAUGUUUGGUGAGUGACUUCAGAGAGGAUUGUCACGCCAUUACCCAAAGGUGUUUGUGUCCCAAAGUGAGGUGACUCCUGCUGGGUCCAGCUUCAUUGCUUCAGGCCCUAAUUAGAAUUCUUCAGAUGCCUUGUGUGAUAAGCUGCACAGUGUGAAACUGACUGGAAUUUGCUCUGUCACCAUCCCCAAAUUGAUAGUGACAUUAUGCCACCUUUGAAUUAUAGGUAGAGGGCAUGGUUUCUUAUACCUAAAGUAUGACAUAUUGAAGUCAUUUCAAAGGCACUCUGUGGUUUUAUUGUCUCUAUUGUAAUGAAAUGGAGAUGGAUUACAGCUGGUGUAGAACUACACAUUACAUUUGCCCUCCUCUUUAUAAUUUCUAAGGGAGUGGACAUUUCUGGGAUAUUGCCAGAUUAAAAGGUCACAGCCCUGGUCAUACAUUUACAAUAUCUGUGAAACCGGUCUCUCUAGGGGGUAAGAUAAAGACUGGAAGGUGGCUUUGAGGUCAGAGCUUCAGCUGUGAAAAUAAACAAUCGGCUGACUCCGAGGCACUGUCACAGCCACUGUCCUCCUGUGAACAUUGUUCAGGUGCUUUGGAUUCAGGCUAAAAAUUACUCAUAAUUAAAACAAUCACAGCCUAAUUCCAACACCUGAGGUGCAAGAUUUAGCACCUCGAGUUUUUGUAUAGAUUCUCAUACAGUCAUGGAGGCAUUAAGUAGUUACAUGUAUGUUGGGUGUACUCUCACACUAUUUUCUUUAAAGUCAGUGUUUAAAUAAUACUUCAUCAUAAAAGUCAAUUUGUGGUGGUAUCAGUUUUUUUGAAAGUGAAACCAGUAUCAAGGUAUUUUCUACUGUACUUCAUUUGACAUUCUGAGUCCAGCUGUAAUGACUUUAUAUGGUACUGUAUGAUGCAGUUUAUAUCAAGAUGCUUAGGUCAAUGAAAUAUGCAUUUAUUCAAAGCCACUACCAAUCUUCACUACAACCCCCAAACC